Messenger RNA from Drosophila grimshawi, 483 nucleotides. RefSeq lists its product as uncharacterized. Bases 58 to 333 code for a protein of 91 amino acids. The transcript has 2 exons. The record is from RefSeq and is a predicted model, not a curated record. Lineage: Eukaryota; Metazoa; Arthropoda; Insecta; Diptera; Drosophilidae.
UUUUAAAGAAAUUCAUACAACACUUUGGACAGUUUCAAAUACUUGUGUAACAGAAUUAUGUCCUCGCAGAUUAAUGCUGAAAUGUGCGGAGGAAAGGGCUCUGAGGCGACCGGUGCUGGAGCUGCGGCAUACAUGAAUUCAUUCUCCAGUGAAAUGUCUAUGAAGCUGGAACUGAAAUCGUCUCCCAAGCAGAUAUGCAUACCACCACAUCAACGCCAUCGGAUGGCCAGCUCGGAAAUGUGUGUCUCUACAAAUAGAAAGGAUACUGAGAUGCCGGACAAGUCCUGGUCAGUGUUGUAUGUCGGCGCCAAGAAGGAUGAUAACUUUGAAUAGCAGACAAACGUUCCUGUUGCCUUCUAGAGUCCUAAUUUAACCACCUAAUAUUAAUUGUGAUUGACUUGUACGCAUCCACAUCAUUCAGUCUCACCCAAUGCUAUAAUAUACAAAUUCUCUCACUCGUGCCAGUGCAUAGUAUAUAUAUCA